Messenger RNA from Chara braunii, 1209 nucleotides. Lineage: Eukaryota; Viridiplantae; Streptophyta; Charophyceae; Charales; Characeae. The record is from the annotation of a GenBank genome assembly.
GGAAUCGGGAGUCACGAUCGCUGAUGAUGUUUUCGGGAAGACCGUGAUGACGGGUGACGUGGUCGAAGAAGAGUUUGGCGACGUCCUUGGCUUGGCAGGUGGUCGUGCAAGGGAUGAAAUGGGCGUGCUUGGUAAGGCGGCAGACAACAAUAUAGAUGCAAUCGUGACCAUGGUCGAUCGUGUGGAGACCACAAACGAAGUCCAUAAAGACAGAUUGUCAGCGGUGGGUGGGUAUGGGGACAGACUGGAGUUUGCCAGCCUUGGCUUGGUUGGAGGGAUUGACGGCUUGGCAAGUAGGGCAAGAACAGAUGUAGGCUUUGACGUCAGCAAGGAGCGAGUGUCGAUAGAGGUAACGGGAGAUAUUUUCAAAGGUUUUCUGGAAACCGAGUUGUCCGACAAUCUUGGUGUCAUGAUGCUUACCCAAGAACUGGGUACGGAGACCAUAAGCGGAAGGGAUGCAAAGUCGGCGGGUUCCUUUGGUGUCGAUGUAGAGGAGAUGGUCGAUGAGGGAGUAAUCAGGGACAUUGUUAAGGUCGUGGAGUUUGGUGUAGGUAGGGGCGAAGUCGGGGCAGGAGGCGUAGCCAUGGGUGAAAAGUUGUCGAAGAGAUUGCGGGAGGUUGACAUGAGUCAUGGCAGUGAAGACUUUCUCGGGGGGCUUGUGAUCAGAGACAAUGUGGCCAAGGUAUUCCACGAUCGAGGCGGCAAAAGUACAUUUGUUAAGCUUAGCGUUGAACUCUUGCUCACGGAGGAUGGAAAGUACCUUCUCGAUGUGCUGAAGGUGGAACUCGAAGGUGGGACUGAAGACAAGGAUGUCGUCGAGGUAGACCACGACACAGACUUCGAGGAGAUCACGGAAGAUGUGGUUCAUGGUGGACUGGAAGGUUGUUGGGGCAUUUGUGAGGCCGAAAGGCAUCACAAGGAACUCGUAAUGCCUGAAGCGAGAGCGAAAGGCGGUCUUGUGGGUAUGUUCCUUGCGAAUACGGAUCUGGUUGAAGCCACUACGGAGGUCAAUCUUGGUAAAGUAUUUGUCUCCGCGGAGGAGAUCAAGAAGCUCAAAUAUUUGGGGGAGUGGAUACUUAUUCUUGAUCGUGAUCUGGUUUAAGGCACGGUAGUUUGUGCACAUGCGGAGCUCCGGGGUGUCGCUUUUUUUUACGAAGAGACAACUUCCGAAGGGGGAUGAGCUAGGCUUAAUGAAUCCUUUUUCAAGGA